GUAGUGAAGGAGUUUCUUUUCUGUUCUUACAAGAAGUGAUCACUAGUAAAAACCUAUUUCUUCUUCCACACCCUCUACAAAAAGAUCUGAAAGUUCUUUUCAUAGAACAAAUCAAAAUGGAAAUCACUCGAAAUCAAAAAGCAUCUACAACACCCAGAAGAAAUCAGUUUAACUCUCAUGGAAACUGUGUCGCUUCUGCUGAUGAUGAUGGAACUAAUGAGAUCGGUCGUAGAUGGCCUCAAUUCUUCCAGAUAAUGCAUAAUGCCAUAAUCCAAGAUGGAUAUUUGAUUAUCCCGCCAGAGUUCGUCGCGAAACAUGGGGAUGAUUUAUCUCAGAAUGCAACCCUCAAAGUUCCGGAUGGUCUAACCUGGGAUGUUAAGUUGAAGAGAGACUCAAAUGGCUUUCAAAUUGGUCGGUUAGUCCCAUUUAUUGAGUACUACUCUAUAAGCGCUGGACAUCUUUUGCUGUUCAAAUACCAUGAAGAUUCACAGUUCCAAGUUAUAAUAUUGGACAUGAGUGCUUGUGAAAUAGAGUAUCCUGCUGUUGAUGAUGAGGAUAGUAGUGAUGACCACAGCCUUGAAGGAGGAUCCACUGAAAUCAAGAGCAGUGACGAAGAAGAAGAAGAUUAUUACGUUCAUGCUUCCACUGAUGAAGAUGGAGAUGAAUCAUCUGAAUCACCAUUGUCAUCAUCAUCAGAGGAAGAAGAAGAAGUCAGAAUUGCUGAGAAGAAGAACAAGAAGAAGCGCAUUCAUUUGAGGACUAAAGAUGAGGAUAGCGCAUUGAGAAGUACACGACUAAGAGCAGAACUCAUCGGCGAUGAAUUCCAGUCCGUGAAUCCUUUUUUCACAAUUGCUCUACAACCAGCUUAUAUCAAACGCAAAUACUUGCAAAUACCAGUUUCAUUUGACGAGAUGCACAUGUUUACCCGUGGAAAGAAAAUCAAAGCUGAGGGUGAAGAUGGAAGAUUUUGGAUACUCGGACUCCCUAAGAAGCGAAGGUUGACUGUUGGAGUUUCAUCACUUCUAAAAGAUAAUGAUUUGGAUGUAGGAGAUGUUAUAGUCGUAGAGCUAAUGAAGGAGAAGAAGUCCGAUUACCUUGAUGCUAAAGUUCACAUCUUUCGUUCCUGAAAACGUACUGUGUGAUCAAGAAGACUUAAACUACCUCGAUUUCCAUUUAAGUAUAAAUGUUUCAGUUGUUACAAGUGUGCACAACAACAUACUUUUCUAACUAUUUGUUGCGCAAGUUAAUUGAUCUUGUAUUGUCACGGUUUUUCGAUUUUA
This is a messenger RNA of Papaver somniferum (opium poppy), 1280 nucleotides long. RefSeq names its product putative B3 domain-containing protein Os03g0621600. The transcript has 5 exons. The record is from RefSeq and is a predicted model, not a curated record. Bases 117 to 1127 code for a protein of 336 amino acids. NCBI's taxonomy places the organism in Eukaryota, Viridiplantae, Streptophyta, Magnoliopsida, Ranunculales, Papaveraceae. Gene Ontology annotation, molecular function: DNA binding.